Vanrija pseudolonga is the source of this 1510-nucleotide messenger RNA. It is a transcript of the gene MET32, whose product is annotated as Transcriptional regulator MET32. The record is from RefSeq and is a predicted model, not a curated record. The transcript is spliced from 4 exons. Bases 179 to 1510 code for a protein of 443 amino acids. NCBI's taxonomy places the organism in Eukaryota, Fungi, Basidiomycota, Tremellomycetes, Trichosporonales, Trichosporonaceae.
AUCACCCGACUACUACACACUUCGCCGCACAUCCUCCCAUACAUACCCACCCGCGGUGUCUGGGGGCUCCAACCCUAAUCCACCACUCCCAGCAACGCCAUCAAAACCUGCAGAUACACGUCGGCACAAUCAACACAUCACAUCUCGUUUGGCAUCCCACCAACGCGUCAAUCACAACAUGCCGCCCGGGCCGUCGCCCAAAGAUGACGACGAGCGCAUCUAUGCUUGUCCACACUGUCCAAAGCGAUACGUACGCAAGGACUACCUAGAACGACACGAGCUCAAUCACACUCGCCCAAGCUCUGUGUGUCCCGCAUGCGGAAAGGGCUUUGCGCGCCCUGAUGUUCUCCGCAAGCACCUGUUCACAUCCUGCAAAUCUCGGAGGACUGGCGAUGGGGACCCACCACCGCCGCUCACGACCGCUGAGGAAGAUGCCCUGGUACCCCGCAAGCGCAGGCGACCACAGCGCAGACUCACCAUUCCCGGUGUCAAUGACGCGGUGCCCCCACUUCGUAUGGCAAGCCACGGUCACCCAGCAAUGACCAAUGGCCACCGACCCGUCUCGGUCCACGCGCGCACUCACAGCCACCCCCACGCCGUUGCGCACCCAGCCCUCAGCGACGGCCUUGACGAGCUCUCGCGCAGCCAUGGCCAUAACAACCACCACCACGGCAGCCAGAACCAUGGUCAAAGUCACCUUCCUUUCCACCAUCAUCACCACCAAGGCCCCCAUGUGCACCCUCCUCCGGACCACCAGGGCUUCUCUGUGUCACCCACGCCAAGUGACGUGACAACUGAGAGUGGUGCGCCAGGGUCGAGUUCUGGGCUCCCGGGACAGACCUCAGCUUAUGGCGCGCAUCACCAGCCGCAGUACGGAAAUGGGAGCAGGUUGGACCACUACCGUGUUGUCCAACGACUUUCUGGUCCCCCGGCCUCGUCCCCUCUAGACCACCAUGACCCACAGUCUGGCAUGCCCCUCCUCUCGCCCCAGCAGUCCCAGCCGCGGUACCCUCAGCACCUUCAGCACCACCAGGUUCCUACGCCAUCCCAACUGCCGCACGGUCACCCUCACCCUCGGCAACACCAGUCGCCCGACCACCGACUUGGUCCUGCUCGGGCCGGCGGUAGCCUGGAAGUCCUUCUGGCGCCAGCGUUUGCUGCAACCCCCGAAACGACGUUCGGUUUCGGAUUCGCGGCGCCAAAGGACAACGGCGAUUGGCAAAAUGCGAACCCACCCCCGCACGCUGGAGGCCUCCCUCACUCUCUCCCGCCCCCGCAUGGCGUGCCAGGAGUCCAUGGCGGCAGCGGCAUUCAGUUCGACCAACAGCGCAACUGGGCUCAGCCUACAGCAGUUGACAACAAUGGCCUCGAGACCUCUGCCGGUGUGGCUGUCCAGCAGGGUUUUGGGGUGGCUGGCCUCUCACCCGACCUCCCGGUGCCAACAACUACGGGUGAUGCCAGCUCAAAAACAUACUCUAGCACUGGGAACCGCGGUGCGUCGGCUUCGUAG